This is a messenger RNA of Rotaria sordida, 828 nucleotides long. The record is from the annotation of a GenBank genome assembly. NCBI's taxonomy places the organism in Eukaryota, Metazoa, Rotifera, Eurotatoria, Philodinida, Philodinidae.
AUGGAAGAUACCAAACAAUUUUGGGACACCAUCUUGGACUAUUCAGGCAGUGCAAUGACAUAUACGCAAGCUGAUUUUGAACUGUCACAAGUAUAUAAAUGUGUGGAUUCAAAUCAAGGUGAACAAAUCAAAGAUGUAAUCUCCAUGGGAGUUGCUGAUGGUAAAAGAGAGCCAAUAUCAAUUUUAGAUCAUAUUGAAAAGCAAGGUCGUGUAUUACCUUCUAGAGUAAUUGUCAAUGAUAUUUCGGACACAUUGUUCGAUCAAGCUAAAGCUAAUUUAGUCAAUGGUGGUUGGGUUAAGAAAAUAGGUAAUGAAAUCAUUUAUUUUUUGGGUAAAAUAGAUGACAUUAAAACAGAAUUAGUAAAGGAAACAAAAGUACGUUUGGGCAUUCUUGGUGUAUACAAUUUAGGAUAUUUGCCACAGGCAUUAAAUCUAUAUCAACAGAAUGCAAAUAUAAUUGGGACAAAGUUUAAUGUUUAUCCAGUCUAUUUGAAUAAUGACAAAGACAACUUAAUCUUGGAACAUGGUGAAACGAUUACAUUCGAUAUCACUAAUUUGAGUGAUGAUAUUAUUAAUCAAAUUAAUAAUAAUGUAGACCAAAAGAAGACGAUCAAGGCUAUUUACGAUAAAUUUCUUGAAACUGGAUGGGUACAUGAUAGUGAACGAUCAGGAAGACCAUCUUUAAUAACAUCCGAAAAACAAGAUGAAAUCGAAGAAGUUCUGUUAAACAACUCAAUGAAUAGUGUUCGCAGUGUUUCUCAAAAAGUGAAUACGUCGAAGUCGGUGGUCCAUCGUACAAUGCGUGAUGUUUUAGUAUAUAAACCAUAA